AUCAUUGAAAACAGCUGAUCUCCGUCUCGACUCGCGAAGCAAAACAAAAAGAGUGUUUUCAGUCUGCUUUCAACAACUAGCAAAAAAAAAGGAAUUUUGUUAUCAAACAUUAUUUUACUCCACUAUUUUUAAUGUUCAAACUCUUCAGUGCAUUUCAUCAGUGCUAAUAAGGCUUAGAAUAAUCGAAUAAAGUGAUAUCUGUGGGAUAAUUUAGAAGUGUAUUGACCUUUGGUUCAGAUGGUUGAAUCCUAAUCUAGGGCUAGUGCUUUGUGCGUUUGCUUCCCUGUGUGAAGAAUCUGUUUUGUCCCGAAUAUCGUCCACAGUGUGAUGAAAUCCUAAUUUUGCGUAAAUAGUUCCAUUCUCUGUUCCGUAACCGUACCUGCUGCUGGUGGAAAAGUGUAUCGUCGGUAAGGGAUGCCCCCGGAAAAGGACAUCCUCGUCAGAAUCUGGGAGAAAUUAGACGAUGACGUCAUCAUCAAGGAAGUGGCCACCAAGGGAAAACACGUCAACCAUUGCAUCGCUUUUCUGGCCCAAAGGAACGAACUGUCCCACAAUGAGGCCACGAACUACUUCUUGCAGAAGGUUAACGCGUAUGUCUACCGGUUGCUCUCCAAUCGUCAGCUCUUCAAGGCGGAACACAUCUUGACCAACAUCGAUCGCGUCCCCAAGUAUGUAUUCUACCAGAUCGCGGCGGAAACCAGUGACAGUAGCUUGAGGGACUUCAUUCGGGAACAUUUGGCCAAAACGAUUGGCCGUGGGCCCGGCACUAGUGGUGGUGGUGGUUCCAACGAGACCGGUGAAGAAGACUGUAGUGAAAGCCGGCUGAUCGAAGCCAAUUGGAGAGUGUACUGCCUACUGAAGGCCAACGUGCGGCAGUUGGCCGAUUUGCUGCAGCGGCUGGACAGUGACUACAGUGUGCUGGAAGUGGAAACCAUGUCAUUCAAUACCUUCUACACCAAGGACGAGGUGUACCGGAACGCCGUGGCGUUGGAUUUGUUCUUCAAGAAUCAAGAAACGGAAAUUUCACCGCUCUUGGACAAACAUGCCGUGUGGAACUAUCUGCUGCGGAACAACAUAGACAACCUGGUGAAAAUAUGGAUUCAGAUCAAUGCGUGCAUCCGUUGGUCGCCCGAACUGGCCAAGGGUGCCGCGUUGAAUUCCAAAGCGUUGUCCACGAUCAAGAUCGACAUCUACGACGAUCCGAGGUUCAACGAACGACUUCGACAGCUGUUUCAACGGUGGGAAAUCAACGACUUCAUGAUCUCGCAGCUCUCCAGUCAGCGCAGUAUGUGUCGCAACGAAGUAUUGCUCAAUGCGUUGGCGACCUGCGGUAAAUUCGUCGAUCAUGAGCGGGCAGACUCACAGCUGGUUUUACGAAGGUUGUUCACAACUCAGACUCUGUCCGCAAACAAGGCAUUGUUGCGGACCAAACAGUUUCAGGAGGGUUUCACCAAACACUUAGUCGAGAACAGAUUGUUUCAACUGUUUGAUCUGAGUGUAGUCGACCAAGAACGCCUUCGAAACAUGAGUACAGAUGAAAACUGUGAUAGUAGGAGAGAAGUGGAGCUGUAUUUGUCUUUGAAUGAGCUCAAAAACAAUGGUAUUACUAAGGAUAGCCUUCUGAGAAUUUCCAGCAAAGUUUCAGAGUAUUUAAGCAGCUCGGAGCAAAGUUUCUAUGACCAACAUCCCGCUAUAUUUCUGUUCGAAUACUUUUUGAACGCUAACAACGUAACAUUCCCCAACGAUGAUCAACGGUUAUGGAAGUUGCCCCAUCUACGCAACUUCAUGAACAGACUGAAACACAAUCCCGUGUCAUCGGUAUCGACCAAAGACUUGCUUGCACUGCAUGAUCUGCCCUGCCUGGAAACGGUACGAAGCAAUCUCUUCAAAAAUCGCGAUGAAGACGACAAAGACCAAGACGAAAUUCAAGCCAAACAGGCCGUCAUCAAAGAGCACGGCCUCAUUCCUCAUUUCAAUCAUCCUAUACUUAUCGAAAAAUAUGCCACACCCGUCAGUCUGAACUAUCUCCAUUACAUCCAGCAGUAUCGCUCGUGCUAUGCGCUCUACCUAUUCUAUCUCGAUCAGCUGAAAAGCUAUUCACGGAUAACACCUCCGCAGAUCAAUCUGGCGGCGCGAUCUGUCGCAGAAAUAGCCGUUGAGCACUACCGGGAUGCCAAUCUGGUCGCGCAUUGUGUCGCCUUCAUCGAAAUGCUUGGCGUCGACAGUGCCAAAACGCGAGCUUACAUACGCUGCCUGAACAUGGUCCCCAAAGUCGGUCCCGAUUUGCUCAAGAUUUCAACGGUCGAGCUACUCGAACGAUGCGAGGCUGUGGUGGGCAGCAAAAACUGGGACGAUCCAGAGCUUCUACUGGACGUGGAAGCCAUGGUCACUGUGUGCCGAUGCAGCUCCCUCCGGUUUCCGGAACAAAUCCUCCGUCGGUUGCUGGGGGAAAACGAUUGGUUCCGGUUCUUGCUGUUGGUGGAAUAUCUGGAUUAUCCUACUGAGCAGGUGCUGGAACUAUGCAGAACGGGGUUCGGCGACGACAAUAUAGGAACAAAUGCUGUGAGAGCGAUUAAGUACUACGUAGAAACGGUGCAGCGUCGUCGCAGUUCUUCGCCAACGUUGCUGCGGAGGAAGACAUCACGGAGAAGAAGGAAGGUUAGCAGCGGUACGGCCCCAAUCGAUAGCUACUCGAGCGUGUCGAGCGAAAGUGACAUCCAAUCCGGGCGACAGUUACAACACAUCGCAGACGAAUCGUCGCACUAUGGUGGUGCACAAUUUCUGUGCGAACAAUACAACCAGGACCUGUUCGCCACGGUCCUGUUGUGUUCGAACGGAAGUAAGAACUGCACCAGAAGUAGCCGCCCAGAAACGGAUCUACCCUUUGGGUUGAAUUAUGAUGCCUUCAAACGAUUGGUCUUAGGACAGGCUGGCUCGAACAAUGCGAAUACCUUUGUGAAGCUGUUGGAACGCGCAGUCCAACGCAAGUGGCCACUGCUAGCUGUACUGGCCGGUAUGACUGCAGAAGCGAAUCUGAAAUACUGCUGGAUCACCUGGUUGAUGAUGUCGGUUGAGUAUCCUUAUCAGAACAAGAUGGAGGACCUGUCGGAAAACGCGUUGGUGUCUGAUCUCAUUGUACACUGCGUUGAAACCGGACUGGUGAACACUUUGGAAAACAGUAUUGAGCUUUUCUUCCCGGACUCCAAUUUUAACCUUCUAGCGAAGUUUUUGACCGAAACGUACGCGUUAAAAUUUUCCGAAUCUACAGCCGAACUGUUGAAGAAAUUCUUAGCAAUCGCCACAAAAUGCCCUCUAUUGCAGCUAGAGAAGCUCGAGGCAUUGAACUUCACCGCCAAGUUGCUAACCUUACACCUGGAUAACAAUUUCGAGUCAUUCCAUCAUCAACUUCAGCUUCUACAAACUCUAGUCGCCUCAGAGAUAAACUACUUCACCCACAAGGUUGACUUCACCAUGCUGCUCAGAAUCGGAGAAAUUGUUCGGAGCUCUUCGGUGAGAGUAGAGUUCAUAAAAUUCUACGAUCGUCCGUUGAGUCUGCAAAAAGAACUCGAACUCCUUUGCGAACGCCUUGUCGUUGGUAAGUUCUACAAGGCUGCAGUUGAGAUCGCAAACCUGUCCGAUCUCCCGAAAGAGAGCAUCAUUUUCGAGUACUGGGUCAACGAAUUUGACAUCCAUGGCAAGUGUGAUUUCGAACAGUACCAAGCGGAUAUGAAACGUUACGGGUUUGCGCCCGAAGUUCUACUCAACUUCUACAUCUACAUAGCGAAUCGGUUGAACGACAGUGAUUCCCAAAAGUACAUGCUGCUGAAGCGAUCGCUGGAUCUGAUAAACGAACGGGAACUGUACCCGAGUGAAGUAUACGAUCGUGAUCGAUUGGAGUACGAGUUGGCGCUGUCCUACGUGCGAUGCUGUCAAGAUCCGUCUACGCUGGAGCUAUAUCAUUCACAUUACUUCAACACUACAUUCAAACGCGAUCGCGGCGUUCUAUAUCACACAUUUCUGGAGCUAAAAGAAGUGGCCGGGAUCAACGAUCUCACAAUAUCCAGUCUGAAGCUAAUGGUUCCGGAAGAAGUAUUGCAGUUGGACAACCUUAUCAACCGACUCCUGGAGAAGGGAGACAUCGUCCAGGCACUGCGGUACCAGGCGAUCUUCGACCAACGGCCAAACGAUCUUCACUUCAUCGUGUUCUGCAUGGCCUUGGCCGAGUCGCUGGUCAGUCUGUACAAUCUCACCAAAGAGGAGCGGCUGAUGCUGAACGAAGACUUCAAGCGGGCCUCGAAUCGUUUCCAGCGACGAACCUUGCGAUCCAGCCGGAUCAGUCAAAGUUCGGCCAACAACUCGUGGAUCAAUUCGCCGAUGAAGGUCAACGCGAACGAUUCGUCCGAUACGAGCGCGGGGGCUUCGGAGUUUGAGGAGGUGCCGUCCCGCGAGAAACAGGACAUCUACGAGGCGAUUAAUGGUCUGGGUGUUCAAAUCGUGUACGGUCAGGAUAUUGCCAAGCGCAUCGUGCUCACCUACCGCAUCGCCAUGUACAUGGACAAGGAUUACAACGAAAUUCUGAAGAUCCGCGACCCGAUCGGGUUCCUCGCCGAAGUAAUCCAGGAGGACUGCAUUCACAAACUGGAGGUCAUCAGCGACAUAAUGACAUCGCACAAGCUGCGAGACGAGAUAGUGUCCGAGUUCCUGUCGAAGGAAAUCGCGACGGCCGUGGUCAGCUCCAAGUUCUACCUACUGCAGCAGGGAUCUCCGGUCAUCAGUAUGAAACCCGUUGAAGAACUUCUUUGGGGUUACAACAUUGAUCAAGAGUUUCACCUGUUCCUGGAGUUGGCGCCCAACACGACCAUGCUGGGAAAUUGCCUGCUCAAGUAUUGUGAUGCCAUCAAGCAGUAUAAGCAACUGGAGAAAUCUCCAGAACCUAGCAGAACGGAAUCUGAACAUUCAAAGUCAGGAAAAGUGGACAAGGCAGUCCUGGAAAAAUUGCGGUCUAUAUUCCGAGGACAAAUGUUAUCCCUCAAAAAACAAAACACCAUAAUCGUAGCGCUUCUGGUCAAAGCCCACGACUGCUUCGUGCACGAAUGUUCCGUUGAGGGCAUCGUUGAAGUUCUGCAACGCUGCAAAGCCCUGAACUCCGUGCUAACCGCUGCCAAAUCGUGGAAUUUGAUCGUAAAGCUUCUCGUCGGCAUAGGGCGCUAUCGGGAGAUGCACUAUUGCUUCGAAACGCUGAUCAAGAACGAUCAGUUCGAGUCUCUGCUGGGUCAGUUCGACGAGAAGCACACAAACGGGCUGAAAACGGCCAUCAUUUCGUACCUAAACGAACACUGCCCGGCACAGAAGGAGUUUUUCCGCCUGGCAGCACUGCACUUUCUCAUGUACAAAGAGAUAGCGGAAAUGUGGGAAACGGAAGCCAAAUCCGCGAUCGCCAAGGUUCUGUCCACGCAUGAAAAAUCCUCGGCGCCGGUCAGUGGAAGCCCUAGAGCGGGUAUUCCUCGUUUGGCGUGUACGCCGCUUGUGGUUUCGGAAUUGAACGGUGCCAUGGAGUCGUAUAUGCAUGCGGCCGAAAACUAUCUGCUGGACAAUAAGAUGAACCUGGCACAGAGAACUGCAUCGAACGCCGAACUGGUCGCGUUGCAAAUAUACUUGAUCAAUCAGGCUAUGGCGGACAAAACUGGACAAGGUGAACAGCAUCAGUUCUGCUACUCGGUGCUCAACAUCAAGGAUCCGGAGUCCUUCGUGUAUAAUGCUUUAAGCGUUCCGCAGGCACUAAUCGUUUCGAGGACGUACGAGUGCGAAAUCAACUGGACCACGGCCCUCUAUCAGCACUACAUCCUCAGCGGGGAGUUGGGCUACCUGGAGGACUUCCUGGACCGCAUGCCGCUGACGGAUGAAAUGGUCGAGGCACUGGUCAGAAAGUUCCAACAGGAACCGCACAUUACGCCGGAGAUGGAACGCGCCAUCGCCGGGCUGGUCGAUCUGGUCGAAUCGGUCACGCUCAAGUACCGACUGGCCUCGCUGCUGGGAUUGAAACGAACCAUCAACGAACUGAUCAAUCAGAACAGUUUCUACUAUCUGAAGGAUUGCGACUACGGCCGGAACGAACACGCUGUUGGGAGUAGUUGAAGAACUGUUAGAUUUCAAAUUGAUUUGUGUAUUUUCUUGUCGUUUUAUUGAUACGAGUAUUAUUAAAUAUUUUGUUUUAUAUUCAUGAA
Messenger RNA from Aedes aegypti (yellow fever mosquito), 6224 nucleotides. RefSeq names its product spatacsin. Gene Ontology annotation, cellular component: cytoplasm. Bases 415 to 6135 code for a protein of 1906 amino acids. The record is from RefSeq and is a predicted model, not a curated record. The transcript has 6 exons. NCBI's taxonomy places the organism in Eukaryota, Metazoa, Arthropoda, Insecta, Diptera, Culicidae.